CACACCAUCUGAGGCGGGAAGAGAUUCAUAUUCUCCAUCAUCAAUCUCAACAGAGAAGACACUCUGCUUCAGUAGCAUCAUCCGGCACAGGAACAAUGCAAGGAGCGAGACCAGGGUGGGCUGGGAAGGCUCUUGUUGUUAUAAUCUUCACUUCGAUCUUUUUCCGAUGCGUCUGUGCAUACAACCACUCCGUCGGCGGGCCUUCCGGCUGGGACCUGAGUUCGAAUGUCCAAUUGUGGUCUGCGGCCACCUCUUUUCUUGUUGGUGACAAUCUCGUGUUCACGUACACGCCGGACCACGACGUGGUGGAAGUUAGCCAGCUUGGUUAUGACACCUGUGUAAUCUCCAGCGCCAUCGGCACCUACGAUGAUGGAGAGACUGUAAUCCAACUCACUGAACCAGGAAUUAGGUACUUCGUCUGUGGCCGAUCAGGGCACUGUCAACAAGGACUCAAGCUCCAGGUCCAAGUUCUUGCUCAGCCCAACAAUGGAACCAACGCUAAUCGUCGUCGUCCAACACCCAGGCUCCCUCCGAGAAAACCUCCUCCUUCGCCUCGAAGAUCUCCUCCUCCACCUCUUUCUCUUGUGCCAACCUCUCCAUCUUCUCUGCCAUUUCCUCCACCAGCUGAUGUACCUGUACCUGUUUCUGGCGUUGAUAACAUCAAGUUGGAUACGCUAGGGCUGUUCCAAGGACUGGUUCCGGUGAUUGCGCUGGCAGUACUCUACUCUCUUACACUCAUGCUGGUUUGAUUUUCACCAUUUGACGAUUCCUCGUUCUGAUAUGAGAUGAAGUGCUACCCAAGAAACUUAGAUAUAUGCCUCUUACAUCUUGCUGCUAACAUGGUUGUGACUUGGCUCUGUAGGAGUUCCUAUCUUUCAUACUUUAAUAAAUACUUU
This is a messenger RNA of Prosopis cineraria, 896 nucleotides long. RefSeq names its product uclacyanin 1-like. Gene Ontology annotation, cellular component: plasma membrane. Bases 96 to 749 code for a protein of 217 amino acids. Lineage: Eukaryota; Viridiplantae; Streptophyta; Magnoliopsida; Fabales; Fabaceae. The record is from RefSeq and is a predicted model, not a curated record. The transcript has 4 exons. Gene Ontology annotation, molecular function: electron transfer activity.